UACAAACCCAGGGACCAAUAGGAGAGCGCGUUCUGGCUGUAGGCGUGGCUUCGCCUUGCCAGGCUCUACAAUGGCGGAUCGCCUGACGCAGCUUCAGGAUGCGCUGAAUUCGCUGGCAGAUCAGUUCUGUAACGCUAUUGGUGUACUCCAGCAAUGUGCGCCCCCAGCGUCCUUCAACACCAUCCAGACAACCGUAAACAAGGACCAGCCCUCCAACCCCACAGAAGAGUAUGCCCAGCUGUUUGCAGCCCUAAUCGCCCGCACAGCGAAGGACAUUGAUGUUCUCAUCGACUCGCUGCCCAGUGAGGAAUCUACGGCUGCGUUACAGGCUGCCAGUCUGUACCAGCUGGAAGAGGAGAACCACGCAGCCGCUACCCGCCUGGAGGAGACGGUCUACAGGGGGGACAUGCUCCUGGAAAAGAUACAGACGGCACUCGCUGACAUUGCCCAGUCUCAACUGAAGACGAGAAGCACAAUCCACACACAGGCUCCUCCUGAGAGCUAGCACUAGGGGGCGAUGUCAUACCUGGAUAGAGCGAGCGUUACUCAGCCCGUGACUGCUUACUAAAGCAUUGCACAGCGACAUGAAGGAAUUGUUCAUCGGCCAGACAUCACUGUGUGUGUGUGGGGGCAGGGGGGUUGUCUUAUCUUAAUAUGCUCUUCAGUUGGUUCUUGCACAAGCUAUUUCAGUAAGCAGCUUCUAUUAACAGGUCUGCACUCUCCGUCCUCCAAUACGUCUGUGCUGGGCCUACUUCAUUUGAAAAGCUGCGAUGACUUCUUUUUGCAGCAACAGAACUAUUGUUUCGUACAAUUCCAGCGUUUCCGGCAAUCACAGCAUUCAAUGACCUCCCCCAUGGAUUUCAGUGCUAGAUGCACGGCAGCUGUUUCUAUCAAGAAUUUUUGCUAAUAAAAAUGAUGAAAAAUA
Messenger RNA from Pseudophryne corroboree (corroboree frog), 925 nucleotides. RefSeq names its product mediator complex subunit 21 (gene MED21). Gene Ontology annotation, cellular component: mediator complex. Gene Ontology annotation, molecular function: transcription coregulator activity. The record is from RefSeq and is a predicted model, not a curated record. The transcript has 4 exons. The coding region runs from base 71 to 505 and encodes 144 amino acids. Gene Ontology annotation, biological process: regulation of transcription by RNA polymerase II. NCBI's taxonomy places the organism in Eukaryota, Metazoa, Chordata, Amphibia, Anura, Myobatrachidae.